Molecule: messenger RNA, 3535 nt
Organism: Tachysurus fulvidraco (yellow catfish)
Lineage: Eukaryota; Metazoa; Chordata; Actinopteri; Siluriformes; Bagridae
Gene: fbxo34
Product: F-box protein 34
Exons: 3
Coding region: 281-2452 (723 amino acids)
Molecular function (GO): protein binding
Source: RefSeq, a predicted model, not a curated record
GUCACGUCGGCGCGCAACUAUAUGUGGCUCAGGCUGCUCUCUGUCUCUAUGCUGUUCUUAUGUUGGGACGCAGAGGCGCAGGAACUCACACACAAUUUACGGCUUGAAUUUUGUUAAAACGAUUUUGUGAAUCCACCUGGAUGGUGAAGACAAAGCAGCGUGUUGUGGAAUUACUCCAGCAAGUGAAUUAAAACGUCUUAUUUCCGAUUUUUGUGUCCAGUGUGCCUGAAGGGCUAGGACUGGGAGAGAAACGCCACUCUGCAUCGGAGGGUGGAGCCUAAUGCCUCAGAAAUGUGAAACUAUCAGUUACUGUUGUCCCACCCCUUACAGGGAACCAAGGAAACAAACCUCCCAUCCACAGAAAGUCUGGAGGUUUUCAGCCAUGCACCUAAAGCCAUACCCUAAACCACAGGAUAAAGAACUUCACCAGGACCGGGGACAGGAUGGCACAGGAAAUCUGGUGGGUCAGCGGGGACUACUCAGAACUGAGUGGGGUGAUCGCCAAGCAUGCAGUCUUGUGGGUUCGCCUGGCAACGGCACAGUCAACCGGUGCCCCCUCAGUGUCCUCUCCAAUAAUACUCUCCGUUGUAUCACCAACAAAAGCUGUAUCACAUCCACAAGAGCAAUUGAGGGUUUCUCCCCAUCAUGGGGCCACAAUAGCAAGACAUCUUCCUCUGUCACUACAUUCACUAGUUCAUUAGUGCUACUCUCCUCCUCCACUGGCACAGAGAAUGAAGACUCCCUAGGAAUAUACCAAGGAGAGGAUGGAGAGGGAUCAUUAGACAUAUGGGCAGUCAUUAAGCCUGGGAACACCAAAGAAAAGAUUGCAAUAUUUACUGCCCAGAAAUGCAGUCACAUUGCAACAGGUGGCAAUGACGAAGCUUCCGAUAAAUUGGAAAUCACAACAGAUUUCCGAACAAUAUCAAUGAAAAACAAGGGUUGUUGGGAUGGUGACUGGUCUAUGGCCAAGCGAAGAAAGCGGUCUGGAAAUCUGGACAAGUCUAUAGGUGUUACUCCUCCUGCACAAAAGUCUGAAUUCUGUACAGCACUCUUGAACGGCAACAAAAACUCAAAUGCUUCCUCUGGUAUGGCUGAGGAGAUUGUGAAGACAGAUGGAGACGAUGGUGGGAAAAUGAUCUCUGUGGUUGAAAUGGUGGCAUACUUGGAACAGAGGGCUAGCGAUCAACAUGUAGGCCUGAAACGUCCAUCAUUGCGAAGCUCCAGCACAAUUACUCUUUCCAAAGGUCUGGCACUGCUUCCUCAAGCUGAACAGGCAUCAAAAGGCCCACAGCUGCCAGAGGUCAAUGAGGAAGAGGAAUCUGUGCGAGUGCUGGACAUGGUUGCCAAGUUGGAAUCUCAGUGCCUCAGCAGACAAGGUGUGAGAGAGGGAGGAGACCUCUCACGCAACAACAGUUUGCGGAGGAGAGUGGGGCGUGUUUUGCUAACAGGAUCUGAACCAUACUCUGCAGUCUUGCCUAGCCAGGUGGCAUUGCCUAGCCUUCCUCAGGACAAGAAAGCUGACAGUGACACGGAACAAGUUGGUAGUGAUGUAGAUAAACAUAAAGCCCCACCAGAAGCUCAUGUGCCUGUACAAUCAGAGCAUUUUGCUCUCAGAGAUAGGAGUGUAACUGAACAGGAGACAUGUGUUAAAGUAGACAGCAUAAACAGCCUGUGUACUCUGGCAAAUCAGGGAAGCUCCAAAACACAUGAGUGCAUUGAGGAGCCUCUUCCUGGCAUGCUGUUCUUUGCUCAGGCUCCUCGGGAGCAGAGAUGUUACUCUAUUCCUAAGAAUAUCUCCAUAUCUCAAAAUACAGAGCACUCUUCUGACCAAAAAAAUGAACGGAGAGGGGCACCACUACAUAAACAUGCACUAGAACCACCUCCUGCUGGUGUGGCUUUCAGAGAGGAAAACAUUGAUAAACUGGAGGACGAUCAUGAUUUAGAGGAAAUGGAAGAAGAGUUUGGGGGAAGUAAUCGGAGUCCUGUGCCUUUGCGUCGCCUAGUUUCUCAUGAAUUCUUGGAGACCCGCUUUAAGAUUCAGCUCCUCCUGGAGCCCCAACAGUAUAUGGCAUUCAUGCCCCACCACAUCAUUGUCAAGAUCUUUAGUUUGCUGCCUACUGAAAGCUUGGCUGCUCUCAAGUGCACCUGUCAUUACUUCAAGUUCAUAAUUGAGAGUUAUGGUGUGCGCCCAGCUGAUUCCCGUUGGGUCAGUGAUCCACGCUACAAAGACGAUCCCUGUAAGCAGUGCAAGAAGCGCUAUGGCCGCGGUGACGUGUCACUUUGUCGUUGGCACCAUAAGCCCUAUUGUCAGGCAUUGCCCUAUGGCCCUGGCUACUGGAUGUGCUGCAGGGGGGCCCAUAAAGACACACCUGGUUGCAAUGUGGGACUCCAUGACAACCAAUGGGUUCCUGCCUUUCAUAGUAUCAACAUGCCAAUUUAUAAAAAAAAGUAGGGAAGAUGUGUAGUGUGCUUGAGUGGGAUGGUGUAUGCAUAUUGUUUUUGUUUUUUGCAAGAGAUGUCCAUUUAACUGUAAUUGGUAUGGGUGAAUACUGGUUCUUGUGCCUCUGCCAUCCAUAGGAGCAUGUGCUUUUUUUUUGUUUGUUUUUUUUUUUUUAAAUAGUUGAAUCAGCUUGCAUCCACACUGCUAAAACUAACCAAAUGGAUGGCUGUUUUUGCCUCCGAUUCUCCCCUCUGCCUAUCAACCACCACCAUGUCUCUAGAGCCUACUCAGGUCCUUAAAGUUGAUCUGCACUUUAACCUUUAAUUGCUGAAUUCUUGCAAAUUGUCCAGGGUACUUUCAGUUGUUUUUACUUUCAAUAAGCAUUCAUUUGCGCUUCACUAACUUUAUUUGAGUCACAGUAACCGAGAACACUUCAGAAACAUUUCCCAUUUGUUGCAAGUUAAUAUAUUAGACACAAAAAGGCUAACUUUGUUUUAGCAUAUAUUUCAUAAUAAUUAGUCCAUUUUUCUUUUUAUAACAGACAAUUUUGCUUAAUGUAGAUUAAUACCUGCCCCUUUUGCCCAUCUUGUAAUUGUUCUAAAUUUUCUGGGAUCAUGUAUUCUUUAGCAUUGUUUCUUGCUGGUCUGUAAGGCCAUCCCAGUUGUUUACAUUGUACAUAGCAGAGACUUAUAUAAUAAUAGGAUAAAGAGUUCCUUUUACUUGCAAUGGGUCUUUGGGUGGAACCCCUUUUCAUGGCUAUCUGUGGUCCACAUUGCUUUCUCCAGUUUUAUAGUGUUUCUUUAAACUGUAUGUGUCUGUGUGCAUGCCUUCAACUUAUUGACACCUCCCCCAGUAUGAUGCAGUGUUUCUCGCUGGGAAACCUUUGAAUGUAGGGAGGCUAGUCAGCGGCGUUAUCUUUUUACAUGGCCAUCUGGGUGGCAUCUGAUAAAAAAAAAAUAAAAAAAAACACGUAUCCAUCGCAAUGUAAAGAGAAUUGUCUCCAAAGUGCAUUUCAGAGUUUUAAAGAGCAUUAUAAUAAUACAUGUUGUUUCUGCCUUAUAAGGCAUUUUACUUCAAUAAAGUGUAUUCAAGGAA